Molecule: messenger RNA, 1137 nt
Organism: Eimeria mitis
Lineage: Eukaryota; Apicomplexa; Conoidasida; Eucoccidiorida; Eimeriidae
Exons: 1
Coding region: 1-1137 (378 amino acids)
Source: RefSeq, a predicted model, not a curated record
AUGCUGCCGAGCAGAGGAGCAGCAGCAGCAGCAGCGGCAGCAACAGCAGCAGCUGCUGCUGCAAGUGAGAGAGGGGCUCCCGGGUACUGCAUGGCAGCAAUAUGCUCUACUCGGAGGCUCUGGCAGCGGGGUGAUUCUCCUCCAGCAGCGAAAACGGCAGCUUCAGCAGCAACGGGAGACUUCAUCCGCACCACCAGAAACGCCAGCAGCGCCAGCAACGCCGGAGGUGUGGUUCGCCGUUGGUGCCGCUGUAGAAGCAGCAACAGCAGCAGAAGUUGCGGCUCUCACCGUUGGUUUUCCGUGCUGCGCGACCCCCAGCCGCUGCAGCGCGUCCUUGCAGAACUUGCUGCGGCUGAGGCAGUUGAGCAGGACAGCAACAAAAGCAGCAGCGAAAACCUGCAGGACCUUGAGGAGGGUCACGAUGAGUUUUACCGCUCUUCUUUCCAUGAAGAAGAUGAAAGCUGCCCCAACAACUAUGCAAACAUCAGCAGCAACCGCAGCAGCAGCAUUAGCAGCGGCAACAACAACAGCAGGAGCAGACCUGGGGCGAAUAGUAACCUCGAGAGGGAGGAGAGCGACGGAGAUCCUCCUAUACAAGUGCAUGCAGAAAUUGUGCUGUCUAGGGAGCAGCAGGAGAUGCUUGCUGCAGAAGAGGCAACGGCUGCCGCUGCCUCAGCUGCAGACAGACAGCAGCGCUUCUUGCAUUCUGUUACUGCUGCUGAAACGACAGAAGGCGGACUGCGUACAGCUCUGCAGCAGUCGUUCGAAGCUUUGCUGCCUCCCCACGUGGCUGCAGCAGCAGAUGAGGCGGAUGGGUUUGUAUGGAGCGAAGCAGAUGAUGCUUCUCUCACUCCUGCGCAGCGGUUUUAUAGAGACAACAGGGAAUUGCUGCUGCAGCGAGCAGAGCAGUACCUGCGAGGCAAACAAGCAGCAGCUGCAGCAGCAGCAGCAGGUGGCGAUGCUGCUGCUGCGGAGGAGGAGGAGUGGGAUGAUGCUGCGAAGACAGUUGAAGAAGACUGGAAGGCCUAUUUCAACCCAGUGUACAAACAGCCCAAGGGAUUCAGAUGGCCAGUAGCAGAUGCACCAGAAUCUGCUGCUGCUUCUACACCCCCUGUGUACGCCACGCUGCAGCAAUAG